AUGAAAUUAGAUUCAUCAACAAAUUUUCAUCCAAAUGCUUAUAAAAUAUCGUUAGAAACAUGUUUACAAAAAAUUGUCGAUGAAGUCUUAUUUUUAUGCGAAGAUAUUGAAGUUUUACGUGGAGAAAAGCAAGAUAUAACUGCAAAUUUUUAUAAAAAUAUUUCCAAUGAAGAAUCGGUAUCUAUUUUAAGAAUACGAGAUCAUUCUCGUACAUAUCAAAAUAUUGAAAAUUAUUUUCAUGAGCAUCUAUCAAAUGUUGAACAAUUUUUGCGUUUUCUUAAAUCAGAACCAUGGAAAAUUAUUCAUGAUACUUUGAUGACUAAAAUUGAAAUAUUUAAAGAUCCAACAUUAGGAAAACGUUGGUUAACUAUAACUUUUGAUUUAUUUGAACAACAACUCGAAUCAUCUAUAACAAAAUCGUCGAAUCCUAUGUCUAUUACAACUGCUAUUCAUGUUCCAUGUGAUAUUGAAAGGCUUGAACGGGAUUAUGAUUUAUUAAGGAAUGAAAAAUUAAUGAAAUAUUUUACACAAGUUCAGCGAGGUCUUCAAAGUCUAUUCUUAUCAGCAGUUAUAGCUGAUGCUGAUAUAUUUGCUAUUCGAUCACCUGAUUUAAGUAAAAAUUUUCAAAAUAUAGAUGAUUUAGUUCCUGAAGCGAAAACUAUUUUACAAACCAUAUCAAAUAUUUUCACGUCAAUUUCUCAAAAACGAAUACAAAACAAGUUAGACGAGUUAUAUAAUUUAUGCGUACGUUUUCCUUGCAUACCUGAAUUACUUGCAAGAAAAAUAACUGUUAGGAAACGAGAUUUUAUUAUGAAUUUAACAGACAACGAUAAAAUUGGCUUAUGUUCAAAACUCGAUACAAUUAUUAUAGCAAAUAAUCGUACACAACAUUUGUCUGUUCAACAAAGAUUGGCUCUUCGUGAUACAAAAAAAUUAGACGCAUGUUCUAUUCAACUUAUACGUCAAGAUGAGAUCAAUCCUUUAAAAGAAUCACGUGUAGACGAUAUCGGAAAUAAAAUAAGUCCUGCAUUUUAA
Rotaria socialis is the source of this 1035-nucleotide messenger RNA. NCBI's taxonomy places the organism in Eukaryota, Metazoa, Rotifera, Eurotatoria, Philodinida, Philodinidae. The record is from the annotation of a GenBank genome assembly.